Molecule: messenger RNA, 1126 nt
Organism: Dendronephthya gigantea
Lineage: Eukaryota; Metazoa; Cnidaria; Anthozoa; Malacalcyonacea; Nephtheidae
Exons: 6
Coding region: 365-1126 (253 amino acids)
Source: RefSeq, a predicted model, not a curated record
GUUCGCCAAAAUGGCGGAUUCUUGCAAGCGUUUUAAGGCAUGCAAAAUUCGCGUUAAUACGCAGUCAACAAAGGGAAAAAAAACUACAAGACAUGUGCGUUUAAAUUCAAAGAACUAUUGCAAGAUUUCUCAGGAGUCAAGUUCGAGUAAGCAGAAGUUUUUCACAACGGGAAUGGAAGAAGAACAUGUUGAUGGUUCAAAUAUCGACGAUAUAAAUAGCAGCCAUGAAAGUGAUGACCAAGCUUUUUCUAGUCUUUCACGAUAUCACUUGCGCCGGGUGAAAGAGUAUCACAGUUGGGAAGAUGUGAGGGGGUCUCUUUUGUAAGCACGCAUUGAGGAAGAAGCUUUUUGUGACGAAAGUAUAAUGUGCAUCGAGUGCCAUAACAACUUCGCUGUUUGUCGCUGCGUGGAUUGUGGUCCUAGACAGUUGUUUUGCAUCAACUGCGCGAAAACUAUCCACGAACAACGCAACGUCUUUCACCUACUUGAAAUUUUCAAGGAUGGUUGUUUUGUUCCUUUAUUUGUUAAUCAUGGUGUUUUGACUCUUGAUCACCAAAGAAAUUGUCCAACUGCACAAGCACAAAACAUUAUUUGUAUUGAUGAAAAAGGGCAUCAACACUUGAAAUGGAUCAACUUUUGUAACUGUGAAGAUGCUGCAGUUACACUUGUAAAGUUCCAAUUAUGGCCAGGAUCAGCUGUUAGACCUCAGGUUGCAUUUCAUUUUAAGUUGGUUACACUUGCUGAGACACUUCUAUUGGAAUGCCAUGUAUCGUUAAAGAAAUUUUGUGAUGUGUUGGGCCUCAAUAAGUCCAAUAUGCUUCCUGUUUGGGUUAAGAAUCUCUAUAAAAUAUUGAAUGAUGAUUCUUUUGAUGAAUUUAGAUAUCACCAACAUUUGUUCAAAACAAUGAAACAAUUUGUCUUGCAACAAAAACCUGACAAUGUUUGCCCGUUAUGUCCUUUGCAGAGUGAAACUGAUACUGACAAGAAUGUUGCCAUUGAGUGCAUGGAUGGAUGUUUUAGGCUUGUGAGAGAAAAGUCUGCUGAUGCGAAUCUUUUACCUGCCAGACACAAUGGUACAUUUUUUGCCAAUCAGGAUGAUGUCAGGUUACUGGUGAUUGUACUGUAA